This is a messenger RNA of Bradysia coprophila, 660 nucleotides long. It is a transcript of the gene hoip, whose product is annotated as NHP2-like protein 1 hoip. NCBI's taxonomy places the organism in Eukaryota, Metazoa, Arthropoda, Insecta, Diptera, Sciaridae. Gene Ontology annotation, cellular component: ribonucleoprotein complex; nucleolus. Gene Ontology annotation, biological process: ribosome biogenesis. The record is from RefSeq and is a predicted model, not a curated record. Gene Ontology annotation, molecular function: RNA binding.
CGACAUCACCGCGUGAGCACCACAUUUGUUUGUUGAUCGUAGACCGGAUUCGUCGGAGCUGAAGUUUAUUAUCAAUUUUUAAUAAAAUAUCCUCAGUGAAGCUACACCAGCCGAGAGGUUUCAUUCCACUUUUUAAAAACCGAAAAUUUUUGAUACAUCAAAAUGACAGAAGAAGUAAAUCCGAAGGCAUAUCCACUCGCCGAUCCCACAUUGACAACCAAAAUAAUGAACCUGCUGCAGCAAGCCCUUAACUACAAGCAGCUGCGUAAAGGCGCCAAUGAAGCAACCAAAACCCUCAACCGCAGUUUGUCCGAAUUUAUCGUUAUGGCUGCGGAUGCCGAACCUCUCGAAAUUCUGCUACAUUUACCUCUGCUAUGCGAAGACAAAAAUGUUCCGUACGUCUUCGUGCGAUCCAAACAGGCACUAGGCCGUGCUUGUGGAGUGUCACGACCAAUCGUUGCAUGCUCGGUUACUGUCAACGAAGGAUCACAACUGAAAAGUCAAAUUACGACCAUUCAACAGGAAAUCGAGAAGUUGUUGGUGUAGAUGUAAGAAUUGGGUUUGACUGAAACCUUUUUAUUAUUUUUUAAAAAAUUGUAAGAGUAUUUUACAAUGGAAAUGUUCAUCAUUUUGAAUAAAACUGCUUAAAAGUUCGGAGUG